Molecule: messenger RNA, 789 nt
Organism: Eremomyces bilateralis CBS 781.70
Lineage: Eukaryota; Fungi; Ascomycota; Dothideomycetes; Eremomycetales; Eremomycetaceae
Exons: 1
Coding region: 88-648 (186 amino acids)
Source: RefSeq, a predicted model, not a curated record
GGAAAGGUGAGUAGAGUUGUGGGUAAUGAGUUGUGAGGUCGAUAUCGGAUUUCCAUCCAACCUCCCCCACCGAUUGACCGAUAUAUUAUGAUCAUCACGUGCGAGGAUGAAGAUAAAUCAAUGAUCAAUCCACGGCUUGAUGUAUACCAUGGGACGGAGAAGUUAGCUGUCCCAAUUAUACGGAAAGCAAACAAGAAGAUAAAUAAAAAUCUAGGGCCUCUCAGCUCUUCUCUCCAGUAUCAUGCAUUGAUAAGUUCAUCAAUUUCAUCAAUUUCAUCUAGUUCUACCAAAUUCCGUUGUUAUUGCGUCCCCUCCCUGUUCUCUGCCGUGGGACCCUCCGGUUUCGUUGUCCCCCGCCCGCAUCAGGUGCACGGAAACGCCUUCGGUAUCACGAAACUCCGUCGUUGGCACUCGCUGCGACGGCCGACGCGGCCUUCACAUUCCCAACGAACGGUAAUCGUCUGGGACACUCCAAGUCCAGGUCAUCGGGAUCCGGUUUCUGGAGCGAUUUGCGGCGAUGAUGAACGCCACAUUCGCCCAUGGUGCAGCAUCGGUCCCCAUUACCCCAACAGCGGAUCGGCCACGUUGAAUAGCAGGAGAAUGAUACGGGCGAUCGUCCUGGACGGUCCAAUUGUCACGAAGCAGUGACAGCAGUAGUACCACCAGAACGGUGCAAGCGGCGCGGGCAGGUUCCGGUCAUUGGAUCCCAAUGAGAUCGCAGAUCGCGGGAGCCUGACUGCCCAAAUUCCAGAACACACCUUACGAUUCGAUUUCACAUCGGGGUUGCGG